AAUCAGCCCUGCAUUACCCAUUACCCAAGUAACUCAAAUCCGCUUCCAGAAAUAUCGCAUAGCGCACUAGACACAAUCUUCCAUCGCCGAUCGAAUACCACACAUACGCAGUCGACUAUCUACAUUGUCACUCGCUGAGAUGUCUGCUCCCGGAGCUGGUCACGAGUUUGCUCCCCAGGAAGUCUCCUGGCAGAAGCGCGAUAUUCUCGUGUUUGCCAACAGCAUUGGCUGCAAAGCUGAUGAACUUCACUUCCUUUAUGAACUCCACCCCAGAUUCGCGGUCUUUCCAACCUACCCGGUUAUCCUUCCAUUUAAGCUCACCGAUCAGGAAGUGAUUGACUUCUAUGCUCGGGCAGGCGGUGCCCCGAUUCCAGGAGCUCCCAAGCUCGACUACCGCCGUGUUGUGGAUGGUCAGCGGCGAAUCAUUGCUCUGAAGCCACUCCCAACAUCCAGCGCAGGACGGAAAUUCGAGCUGCGCAACAAGGUCAUUGGACUUUAUGACAAGGGCAAGGCCGGGACUGUGCUGGAGACAGAACAGUCGAUCGUCGACCAGGCCACUGGAGACAUCUAUACUAAGAUCCUGAGCAGCAGCUUUUUUGUCGGGCAGGGUGGCUGGGGAGGUCCAAAGGGCCCAAGCACGGUGAAUUACCCCCCUCCGGAGGGUAAAAGCCCUGACGCCACCCAUAUAAUUCAGACGACGCCGGAGACGGCUCUCUUGUACCGUCUCAAUGGUGACUACAACCCUCUCCAUGCAACUCCCGAGCCGGGUGCAAAGAUGGGUUUCGGUGGCACCAUCAUCCAUGGACUCUUCAGCUGGAACGCCGCAGCCCAUGGUGUAUUGAGAGAGAUUGGACAGAGCGAUCCAGAAAACCUGAAAGAGUUCCAAGCGCGCUUUGCCUCUCCAGUAAAACCAGGCGACAAGCUUACGACUGAGAUCUGGCGGAUGGGCAGGCUGGAAGGCGGCGAUGAAGAGAUUCGUUUUAUUGUGAGAAACGAUAAGGGCAAGGUGGUACUCAGCAAUGGCCGUUGUCUCUUGAAAGCUACCGACUCGAAGGCCAAGCUGACUGUGAACGAGACAGUCAAACAUGACCCUAAAUCAGCUCAACAGUUUUCAAAGGACGUCUUCAAGAAACUAGGACCAUUCUGGCUACGAGACAACUGUCAGUGUGACAAAUGCCAUCAUCCUCAAACCCGACAACGGGAGGUAGACACAUUUGCGAUUCCUUCAGAAAUAAUUAUCAAGAAGGUCAUCUAUGCAGCGGAAGGCCUCAGAGUGGAAUUUUCGGAUGGACAUACGGGGUUCUACACAUAUGCCUGGCUCAAAGCCAAUGGUACCAAAAAGCCGACUAGUGUGCUUCGGGCCGUUCAUACAGCCAAACCCAGGCCUUACCAUCCAUUCACGGGGACUGGGCCAUAUCCCACGGUUUCAUAUGACGAUGUUAUGCAGGACGACAAGGGGUUGUUGCAGUGGCUUGAUAAAAUUUAUAGCUACGGGUUUUGUUUCGUCAUAGGUGUUCCCGUGACGACUCGGGACACUGAGAAGCUUCUCGAGAGAAUCGCUUUUAUCAGGCCCACGCAUUAUGGGGGUUUCUGGGAUUUCACGUCUGAUAUGAGUUUUGGUGACUCUGCGUAUACAAGCGAAGGUCUCGGUGCACACACUGAUACUACAUACUUUACGGAUCCUGCGAGACUCCAAAUGUUCCACCUUUUGUCUCAUACCGACGGGCAAGGGGGCGCUAGCCUGCUAGUUGAUGGCUUUCGAGCUGCCGAGACGCUGCAGAAGGAGAAAAAGGCGCACUACGCCUCGCUAAUGCGCCAAAGCCAGCCUGCUCAUGCCAGUGGCAACGAGAAGGUCUGCAUACAGCCUAUACACGAAUUUCCGGUGCUCGAACUUCACCCGCAAUUAGACCAGCUGUACCGGAUCCGCUGGAACAAUUACGACAGAGCACCGAAGACGAAUUGGGGAAUCAAAGACUUGAAGCAGUGGUACAGUGCGGCGCGACACUGGAACGAGAUAAUCAGCCGCGAGGAGUUCCAGAUCUGGACACAACUCGAACCGGGAACCGCUCUAAUCUUCGAUAAUUGGAGAAUGCUCCACGGGCGUUCGAAAUUCACCGGAAAGCGGAGAAUGUGUGGUGGUUAUAUCAAUAAUGACGAUUUUCUUUCUCAAUAUCGUCUUCUCAAGUUCGGCCGAGAACACGUCCUAAAUAAUCUCGGUAACUGGCAUGGUAAAGGCCACAAAGAAGGCAACCCGAACUUUCUGAUAUAAUAGGCGUGCGAAUGCUGGUCGUGCUCAGAUACUGUACAUAGACCAUGCGUGGAUGGUGUGUUCAUAGCAAGCGUUGCAGAGGCGAGUGAAAGUGCAAAGCAGUAGACGCAAUGGUGUAAUUGUGGUCGGGAGCCUCCUAUACCCACUGUGAAGCUGGCAUGUGGGGUGCGAAUCGAAGGAUCAUUACCAUUAUAUACCAUAAGUGAAGUCCCAGAUACUCUACAUCAGUACGGAGUAGCACU
Messenger RNA from Aspergillus uvarum CBS 121591, 2511 nucleotides. RefSeq names its product putative trimethyllysine dioxygenase TmlH. Gene Ontology annotation, molecular function: iron ion binding; trimethyllysine dioxygenase activity. Gene Ontology annotation, cellular component: peroxisome. The transcript is spliced from 15 exons. NCBI's taxonomy places the organism in Eukaryota, Fungi, Ascomycota, Eurotiomycetes, Eurotiales, Aspergillaceae. The coding region runs from base 140 to 2269 and encodes 709 amino acids. Gene Ontology annotation, biological process: carnitine biosynthetic process. The record is from RefSeq and is a predicted model, not a curated record.